This is a messenger RNA of Acanthopagrus latus (yellowfin seabream), 3829 nucleotides long. RefSeq names its product C-type mannose receptor 2. Bases 1380 to 2450 code for a protein of 356 amino acids. The transcript has 8 exons. The record is from RefSeq and is a predicted model, not a curated record. NCBI's taxonomy places the organism in Eukaryota, Metazoa, Chordata, Actinopteri, Spariformes, Sparidae.
UACAGGUUUAGUUGCUUAAUUUGACAUUAAAUCAGUGUGAUAACAGAUAUGGCUUGAACACGUUACAGCAUUACAAGAAACUCAGCCUCUAUGUGGGGUUACUAGUCCUGUAGUGUUAGCUAACGUUAGCAAUGAUACCUUCAACUGUUGUUAGCUGCUGAUGCUAACUUUAGCUGUAACUUACUCACCCUAACUCUUCGUUUUUAUCAAAAGAAGAAAGUUUGAUGUAGGUAGGAUCAUCCUGACAUAGGCUGAAGCACAAAUGCUCAUCUAUGAAAUAGAUUCUGAUGAAAUCAAUAUUUCUGUAAAUUCUUUAAUUCUCUCAUUAACUGUGAAAAGGGAGGGAGUUGUCAGACAAGACAAACAAACAGCCCACCUGGUCUCUUCAAAACAAAGUUGGAGUUUUGACUCCAGACGCUCAGACAAACAUUAACCUACAGUAACCAAAUGUCCUGUCCAGACAACAUGUACACAUUGAAGUGGUCUGCUGCAAACCAAAAUGUGUGAAGGGACGUCUCUACACACACACACACACACACACACACACACACACACACACACACACACACACACACACACAAAAUGAACGCCGACCCGGAGAGCUCAAAGAAAAACACACAAAUAGACAGAACAAAAGAAAAUAAAAAGAAAGAAUACAUGUGCAGUAUUGACAAAACUCAACUAAAUUUAGAAAACAGAACAAUAUGCAGAAAUGCACAGACGAUAUGUGAUAUUUGCAGAGUUUCUGUAUUUGGUUGUGUUUUCUGUAUUUGCGACACAUUUCUUUAUUUGAUUUGAUUUAGAGUUUUCCAAAUUUUGUGUUUCUGUCAAAUUUGCAGUCACAGAGCUGACUUUAUAACUUAAUGAGUCAGGAACCAUGGCACCAACAGUGUUCAUCACUUUAAAUUUUUCCUCUGGAAACAGUUUCCAUUGUCGUCUGUGCUACUUGCAGCUUUCAUGUGUUUGGUUGUGUUUUGUAAAAGCUGCCAAAGCUUUUAAACCGGUGAAGAUGUUUCCUUAAUUUACUUGUGUUUGGUUUAUUUGCAUGUGUUGUAUUAAGCUCCAGGGUGUUGAGCGUCUGUAUAAAUACGCUCACUUUGCACAAACAUCUCCACUUCAGAUGUCUAGAACUCCACAGUGGUUCUCACUAAGAUGGAAAUGCACAAAAAACUAAAACACACGACCACUUACUUCUGGUCACGAACCAUUUAGUAUCCAAACUCCACGAGGAAAGGAGACGUUGGAGACAAAGACAGGAGGUAAGACAGCAUCCACAAUAAGUGACACACCAUUUUGUGCACUUGUACUUGUUAAUUACAGAUUUUAAUUUUUCAGUAUUAAUUCACGAAUGUGGAUAAAAUCUCUCAUUAUUGCAGAUCAUGGAGGAAAGUUUGAAGAAGCUGCUUCUCUUUGGGACGUUUUUGAUCCUUUUGGAGGUCACACACCAGACAGGCUCCACAUACUAUAUCCAUGAGUACAUCCUCGUCACUCACCUGAGGAUGAGCUGGACUGAAGCUCAAAGCUACUGCAGAGAGCAGUACGGUGACCUGGCCACAAUAUCUGAUGUGGAGGUCAACAGCAGGAUCGCUGACAUGUCUAAAGACUGGCAGGAGCCCUUCUGGAUCGGCCUGUAUGAAGACGUCAGCAGCUGGAAAUGGUCUCUGAUGGGUGAACAUCACUACACAGGAGUCGUGGAGGACUACAGGCAGUGGCAGGAAGAUCAACCGGACAAUGCAGGAGCGAACGAGUACUGCGUCUCCAUGAUGGAAGAUGGUUUUUGGAGGGACAACAGCUGCACGUUUGUUAAAAUGCCUCUCAUUUGUUUUGCAGAAGGUGGCUUUGAUCAGUAUGUGCUGGUAACCGAACAGAAGAGUUGGUUUGAGGCUCAGAGCUACUGCAGGCAGCACCACACAGAUCUGGUCAGUGUGAGGAGUCCGGCUGAGAACCAGGAGCUGAGGAGCAGACUGCAGGCUGACCAGGCUGUGCAGGAGGCCUGGAUCGGCCUGCACAAUGACCCCUGGAGGUGGUCGGAUGGCAGCAGCUCCUCAUUCAGACAGUGGUGGCCGAACCAGCCCAACAAUGAAAACACCUCUCAGUCGUGCGCUACUAUGCACAAAGGGAGUUGGGACAACUGGACAUGCGACACCAAAUUCAGCAUUCUCUGCCAAAACAUAACUGAAGUGACUCCAGUGCCUCCAGUUGAACCCACCAACACUGGACAAGCUGUGCUGAGAAGGACUACAGUGAAGAUGAAGCUGCAGACCAGCUCCGACCUCAAAGAUUUAACCAUCAGACACGAAAUCUUACAGCAGUUGGAAGCAGCUUUUCACUCGCAGGGUUUGACUAACACCAAGCUGAUCUGGAGGACUUUAAGACCAGAGUCACAGCCGAUGCAGACAGGUAGUGAGAGAGAUUCUUGUGGGGAGAGAAUUAAGGAAAACCUCAACUAGGAUGGAGGGUGAAGGUUGGAGAAAAGUGAUGUUAACAGCAGCUUUCUGUUGUUCCUGUUAGCGCACCAUGUGCAGGAUGAAUUCUGAAUCACCUGCAGUGAUUUUUUUUGUUUUGUUUUCAUUGAUUGCCUUUUGUCUUUGUUUGAAUUAUCUACCUCAAAUAUAUUCCCUGAAAUUAUAAAAAUGAGUGUGAAAUAUAGUAUAUGUCAGUAUCCUGACAGUAUUUAUCAUAGUAAUUAUUGAUCCUUUUUAGUACAUUUACUCAAGUACUCUACUUCUGUACAAGCUUGAGAAACUCACACUUUUCAUGAGAAAAUCCGCCCUGAUUUCAGCUUUAUGAAGGUGCAUUUGACAGCCAAUCUGAGGGUUUUUUGAGUAGUUUAUUUAGAUGAAGAAGUAGGAGAAUUUUCUCAACACAUAAAGGAACAUUAAAUCAUUCACUUCAUCACAAGCAGUCACAUUCAGAGUCGGCAAAUUUGGUGAUAUGUGUUUUUAACUAGACAGGAAGGGCGUGGAAAAUUGUAACCUGAAAAGUAACUAGUAAGUAAAGCAGUCAAACAAAUGUAGUGGAGUAAAAAGAAAAUACAAUACAAUACAAUACAAUACAAUACAAUACGAUACAAUACGAUACAAUAUGUGGAUCUUCACACGUCAAGGUUGAAUGUUCAUGCACACACGUUUGGUUAAUCAAAUGAAUAAACCAAAUUUGAGCCUCGGAGCAUGAAAGUCAACGUGAAGGACAUCCGGCUGAGAUGAUCCUCCUUCCUCGAGGAUCAAAUCAAGAAUCAGACGUCUCGUCAUCUGAAGCCGAGAACACACAUUUAAAAUAUCCUAAGAAGAAUUGACCAGAAAGUACAUUUAGAUACAAUAAUGACAUUAAAUAAGUAGAUAGAAUAUUAAUAUUUGAUAAAUUAUUUGAGUGAGUUAUUAAAGCCAAACGAUUUUCUCAUCACUGACAGAAGAAAAGAAGCAAUCCUGCCCUGUGAAGUUAUAUAUCUUGAUAGAUUUAACAUUUUUAUUGCAGUUCUUAUGGAUUUUAAAUCAGAUUCUUUUUGUUGUAGCCUUCUCAUAGAUCAAGAGUUUUGAUUGUUUAACUUUAUUUAUGUUGUUGCUGUUACUGCGUCUGACCUGAUCCUGGUUCAGCAGCUGUGUGCUUUUAAUAUUCUUACUUUUGACAAGUUUAUUGGUCUUUUAGUAGUUUAUCUUGCUUUUAAUAGUUCUAUCAUGCUUUUUAACUCCAGUUAAUGGCUUUGAAGGUUUUUUUACUUUGUGUACUUUUCUGUUUAUUUUUAUGUUUUUGUUUCUUGUAUGUGUGAAGCACUUUGAGCAUUUUAAGUAUGAAAGGUACGAUAUGAAUAAAAUUAUUAUUAUUAUUGUUA